This is a messenger RNA of Penicillium oxalicum, 903 nucleotides long. RefSeq names its product opsin family protein. The coding region runs from base 1 to 903 and encodes 300 amino acids. Lineage: Eukaryota; Fungi; Ascomycota; Eurotiomycetes; Eurotiales; Aspergillaceae. Gene Ontology annotation, molecular function: monoatomic ion channel activity. Gene Ontology annotation, cellular component: plasma membrane; endoplasmic reticulum. The record is from RefSeq and is a predicted model, not a curated record. The transcript is spliced from 2 exons. Gene Ontology annotation, biological process: monoatomic ion transport.
AUGGAAGACUUCCUUCACCUCCAGAAAAAGAACAAUGUGUUCAACGCACAACCGAAGGAUAGUCCCAUCAACAUUACCACUCAUGGAAGUGACUGGUACUGGGCAGUGUGCGCAGUCAUGUUUGCAUCUACCUUCGCGUUCUUUGGCUUCAUGUUCAAGGUUCCUCGGACGCAUCGUCUGUUCCACUACAUAACAGGAUCAAUCACGUUCGUGGCAGGGAUUGCCUAUUUCACCAUGGCUGCCAAUUUGGGUGCGGUGUCUAUCCCAGUGGAAUUUCAGCGGUCGAACCAUCUAGUGGCCGGAGACGCUCGAGAAAUUUUCUACGCGCGAUACAUCGACUGGUUCAUCACCACUCCUCUUAUCCUUGCGGACAUCCUCCUGACCUGUGGUCUUCCGUGGCCCACUAUCCUGUUCACUGUCGUUCUUGAUGAGAUUAUGGUCGUUACUGGCCUCAUCGGUGCUUUAGUCAAGAGCCAGUACAAAUGGGGCUACUUUACCAUCGGAUGCGUGGCUUAUUUCAUGGUCGCGUAUAUUGUCAUUGUGGUUGGUAUGUCCCACGCCAAGGCGAUCGGACAGGACGUUAACCGACUUUUCAUCAUGGUUUCUGUCUGGACACUGAUCAUGUGGACCCUUUACCCUAUUGCGUGGGGUUUAUGUGAGGGUGGUAACGUCAUCUCAGCCGACUCCGAGGCGGUCUUCUACGGUGUUUUGGACUUGCUUGCCAAACCAGUCUUCGGGUCAAUCCUUCUUUGGGGUCAUAGCAAGAUCGACCCAGCGAGGCUGGGCCUGCGAAUUAGGGAUGUUGCCAGCGCCACCGAUCGGGGUGUCGCGGAUAUCAACAAGCCCUCUGCACCUCUGAGAGAUGGGCCUAUUGCAAGCUCGAGCAAUGAUCACGCGGCCUGA